Astyanax mexicanus (Mexican tetra) is the source of this 2582-nucleotide messenger RNA. RefSeq lists its product as uncharacterized. Lineage: Eukaryota; Metazoa; Chordata; Actinopteri; Characiformes; Acestrorhamphidae. The transcript is spliced from 6 exons. The record is from RefSeq and is a predicted model, not a curated record. Gene Ontology annotation, biological process: DNA recombination; DNA integration. Gene Ontology annotation, molecular function: DNA binding. The coding region runs from base 210 to 2582 and encodes 790 amino acids.
UCCUAUAUUUCUGCUUUCAUAUCUCCAUAUGUGUAAAUUUAGGUUAAUUAGAUUAGAUUAAAAGACUAAUAGAUAAGCUGGUGUAAAACCAUGUCAGUCAGUUCUCAAACAAUUGCUAUAGUGGUUUAUGUAUAUUGCUUGUUUUCCUUUUCACUGUGCAGUAUUGCUUACUCCUUAUAUUGUUUUGCAGAUUCAACAACUACAGAAAAAUGGCAUUGGAGGCUGAGCAGUUUCACUCAAGUUCUGAGGAGUCCAUUAAUUCUGCAUACUCAGAUGCUGACUACAAGCCAUCAUCCAGUAGUACUGAUGACAGUGAGGUUUGCAGUAGUGAUGAAAAUUUGGAUAAUGACCAACAGUUCAAUAGAACAAACACAAGUCCAGACAAGUGCAAAAAACAAACGAGGAAAACAAGAACCAAUGGUGAUGACGACAAAAACAAGUCUAUUAGAACAAACAGAAGAACAGACAAGUCCAGAAAACCAAAGGGAACCAAAAGUGAUAACAAAAACAAGUCUAUUAGAACAAACAGAAGAACAGACAAGUCCAGAAAACAGAGUCCAAAAAAAACCACAGCUUCGAAUAUAACUGUGAAGGUUUGCAAAAAAAAUCUAAAUGGUAAACGAAAGUGGGACAAAAACCAUUACUGCCUCUACUGUGGAAAGUCAAACAAAAAGUUAAGCAGGCAUUUGGAACGUGCCCAUAUGGAUGUCAGAGAGGUGGCUUAUGCAUUCAGCUUCCCCUUAGGAUCGAAGAAAAGAAAGGAUCUAUUAGAGGGGCUGCGGAAUAAAGGUGACUAUAAACAUAACUUAGAAGUCCUUAAGAGUGGCCAUGGGGAAAUAGUGACGUGGAAACAACCUUCUUUUGAAGCUUCUGUCGAUAAUUACCUUCCUUGCCAGUACUGCUACGCCAUGUUUGUGAAAAGUGAUCUUUGGAAACAUCAGGGAACUUGCAGAGCUAAAAAUGAUCCUGGGAAAGAUGCUGAGAAAAAGAGCAACAGUAGAGUUCAGAAAGCAUCUUCAAGCCUGCUACCCAUUUCGGAGACCUCGGAGGCAUUGGAGAAUGUCAUUCAUGGAAUGCAAAAAGAUGCUGUGUCCUUUACUGUACGGAAUGAUGCGUUGAUCUGUAAAUAUGGUAAUGUGCUGCUAAAUCGUGGGAAAAAUAAUGCAACUGGUUACAUUUCUCAGAAAAUGAGAGAACUGGGUCGACUCGUUGUGGCAGCAAAGGAAAUUGAUAAGAGUAUUAAAAAUCUUGAAGAUCUGUGCCAUGUAUCCAAGUUUCAGGUGCUGCUGAAGGCAGUUAAAAGGAUCUCUCAGUUUAGCCCAAGCAAGAAUGCAUACAGAAAGGCAUCAACUGCUGUCAAAAUUGGCUUCUCAUUAAAAGGAGUGACUGAUGUGCUUAUUGGCCAGACUCUGGAAAAUGAUGAUGACUUGGCUGAAAGGAAUGCAAAGAAGUUCAAAGAACUUUUAGAACAGAAGUGGAAAGACAGUGUUUCUUUUAAUGCACACAAAACAAUGGAAGAGAACAGGUGGAACAAAGAUGACGGUAUCCCAUUGACUAAAGAUGUCAUGAUCCUCCAAGAGCACCUUAGAAAGGUUGAAGACGAAGCAAAACGGGAGUUGCUAGAUGGCAUCAACAUGUCUGCUUAUAAGGACCUGACUGAGAGCCUUCUGUCACAGGUCAUUGUGUUCAAUAGACGAAGGGAAGGUGAGGCCUCCCGCUUGACCUUAGACAUGUACAUGAACGCAAACAGGACCCCAGUAAAUGGGGAUAUAUUUCAAACACUAACACCGCUUGAGCAAGAACUGAGCAAGACCCUUACCAGAAUAGAAAUCAGAGGAAAGAGAGGUAGAAAAGUGCCAAUUCUCCUACCAGAUAGAACAAAAGCAUCAAUUGAUUUCCUGAUAGAAAAAAGAAAAGAAGCUGGUGUACCUGAUCAGAACCCUUUUGUCUUCGCAAGACCUUCUGCAAUGUCAAACUUUCGUGGCUGUGACUGUCUGAGGAGAUUUUCAGAAGAGAGCAAGGCAGAAAACCCAGGACUCCUUAGAUCAACCAAACUAAGAAAGCAGGUUGCUACACUUUGUCAGCUGCUGAAUCUUGACCAGCAAGAGUUGGAGCAAGUUGCGAGAUUCAUGGGACAUGACAUUAGGGUGCACUGUGAUUUUUACAGACAAACAGAUAAAACACUUCAGCUGUCAAGGAUCAGCAAACUUCUCUUUGCAAUGGAGAAAGGCACGGAGACCAUCAAAGGCCAGAAUCUCAACACUCUUGACUUUUCACUUCCUGGUAGCAGUAUGGCACAAACUGACAGCCCACAGACAGACAGACCAGUAGUGAGCAUGGAACCUCAUGAGGAUGAUGAAGGUGUAUCUGGCUUCACUGCCACAAUCAAGAAGAAAAUGCGAAUGGAGCCUCAUGAUGCUGAUGAUGGUGGCACCUGCACCGGGGUUAAGAGAAAGCUGACAGAAGAUCCUGGAUUUGACUCGCCAGAGAAGGAAAGACCGCAGAGGAGAAGGAAAGAAGUGGAUGAUGAAGAUGACCGUGAAUUUAUAGAAAUGGAUGGUAAGUGUAGUUUAUACGAAUAA